GAGGCGACAGAGCGGAGGUGACAGCGGAGAAUGGAGAGGAGCGCGUCCGCCCGGCGAGCUUUGACCGCGGCGAACGAGGAGAACCCACUCGGUCCUUCCCUUCUGGAGCCAGCGUGCUGAAAGAAACCGGGAGGAAUUAACGGGGGGCAAGGGAAAGGAAUGGCUGAUCCUCUGCGGAGGACUUUACUAGCGAAACUCCGGGGGAAGAAAUCCAAGAAAGGAGCGACGGUCGGCGGUGGAUACGGCUCUGCUGCUGCUGCUGCGGCGGCGAAUGGGGGCCGAGAAGGUAAAGAAAAAGUUUUGCAAACGCAGCGAGACUCCGACGAGGCUCGCCCGGUAGUGUUGCUCACACGGCUGGCUUGCACGACAGAGAGAAUGAGUACGUACGAGAAUUGUGUUGACGGGGCGAUGGUGCAAACAGGGGGGGUUGUAAUAGUCCGGGAGAGUCGCGCAGCAGACUUGGCCGGCGCACGUCCCCAGGAGCCGAGCAGCGGGGGCAGGGGUCGGGUUAAUGAGGAGCUCCUGGGGGUCUCACUUCAAAGAGCCGGGCAGUCUGGGGGGCAUGCGGGAACGGAGGGAGGUAGGAGCCGGCAGGGGCCCAGAACCGGUGGCAAAAUCACGUUAUCGGCGGGGGUGACGCUUGCAGGACCGCAUGUCCAGAGGAAACACUUCGUCUCGGUCCCGCGGCAGUGCAGCGUCGGGGACUCAAUCGGGUUUGGGGACAACUCGAAUCACGUUUUGUACCGAGCACGGGUGGAAGCGCACAGCGGGGUCGGUAAAGCAGCGGAGGGCCGGGUUUCCACCGCUGAUAGUGACGGGACAGAGCCCGGAGACAGAGGACGCCCCCGGCACAUGGCAGCGACUGUAGCGGCCGCGCACGAACACAACGACAACUGGACUGACAACAGCCGAACUCUGGAGACAGGCUCGCCGGUCCGCGCGGCGUUUGUGUGUCCAGACAGGAACGCGGAGGAAAGCCUUUUAAUCAGAGAUGUUGAGAGUUACGGGCCCGAGUUUGCAGGGGACGGCAGGGGGACUGCAGCCGCUCUGCAGAGCCCGACCUUUUUCCCCACAGAGUUAGAAAUAUGCGACAUCAACAUGGCAUCCCUGUGCGCCACGGAGGACUCACUUAGGUACGCGUUAGAGAGCGAAGACGAGGAUUACUAUGAUAAUGAAAUUCUGCCUUUUUAUGAAACUAUCAGAGCAAAAAGUGAUACUAGAGCAGAGGUCGCAGAGCUGCCUGGGCAGGAUAGGGGUCAGCUGGAUGGCAUCUACAGCGCCCAGGAAACAGACAGGCUCAGGAACCAGCUGAAAGAAGCUUAUUACCUUCUUAUCAAUGCUAUGAAUGAUAUCAACCUGGAUGUCCAGCAGAUUAGUGGUGGUUUAACUGAGCAGCAGGCCACCUCCUCCUGCAGUAGUCACUCUAGAGAUAGCCUGUGCUCCAGGUUGUCUGCCAAAAACCUGGACAGUGACUCCUGGUCCUCCGGAGGCGACCCCAGCCCGCAGCAGGUGUCUGACACUGACUCACUGCUGCUGUGCCUCAGUGGGACCCUGGAGUCAGGCCUCAGAGGGAGCAGGCUGGAUAGUAAGAGUUUGGUGAACCUGUCCUUGACCAAGAUGAGACCCACAUUACUGCGCUCUGCUAGUGACGGAGCUAUCAGGUAUCCAGGUGGACCCUCGGUAUGUGUUCAGGGCCCUGGAGGGCAGGGGCCAGAAGUCGUUGGGGAAAAGGGGGCCAGACGGGCAAAACAGGGUGAAGUAACAGAAGAUGGUGAGGUGUCAGAACCUCGGGUGCUUUACGGUGCGAUCAGCAGCGAUGAGCUGCUGCAAGAUGCUGGUGGCGACGAAGACCGUGGCGGCCAGCUGGAUGAGAGCAGCGGCUCGGCCAACAGCCUCGCGGGUUCGUCGGACAGCAACGCCGAUGCAUCGACGUGCAGGGGUCACGACAGCAAUCAGGGGCCGGCUGGAGUCCGAGCACAGGGGGCCAACUCCGUCAACAAGGGCCAUGGCGUCACUGUCAACAAGAUGCAACAGUGGAUGCACAAGGGCCGUUUGUUGUCCUCUGAGAUGAAGCAGCGCAUCGAGGGCUCGUCCCUGCCCCGAGGCCAGAGCCAGGACCGCUCCUGUCCUCAGGCUAAACCAGGGGUCCAGACGUCCAGCCGAGGGGUUAAAUCUGUCAAGGCCAAGUCACCUACACUCAAGUCACCACGACAGCAGCAGCCAGCUUUCAUUGACAAUGCUCAAAGCCCCUGCGCCGGCGAGACCCCGUCAUGGCGGCCACCGCUCACCACCAUCACUGUGUCCAAGAAGCGCAACUGGCUGCAGCAGAGCUCCCUUGGGAAGAACCAGUGCGCCAAGGACGAGCUGCAGGGAAUGCUGGGAGCUGAGGAGGAAGGCUGCCAAGGCUCCCAUCAGCCGCCCCCUCCUCCCAGUCCCUCUCCAGACCACCUGAGACCCUCAGGGGGGGUCCCGUCACUGCCAGUCCGCCUGCAGCUGCCUCAGGUUAGCGUUGGCCAGGCCAAGGUGUCUCCUCACCCUCGGAGCGUGGACCCAGCCGAGGAGAACGACGCUGACGAUGAAGGAGAGAUCUGGUACAACCCCAUCCCUGAGGACGAGGAGCCGGAGAUGUCCCACCGCCCCUCUGUUCGGCUGCUGGUCCCCCCCCAGGCAGAGCCCCAGAGGAGGCCCAGCAGGGGAGGGGAUGCGGGUCAUGGUGGCAGGAACCCGGUGGGCAGCAGCGGGGGGCAGGAGGCGCUCGGGGAAAGCCUCGGCGGCGGCGGCGGCGGCGGUUCAGGAGAUGGGAGUCAGGGGAAUGCUGUACAUUCCACAGAGGCACAACAUCUGCACAGACAGAUGCUCGCGUGCAAACCUCAGGAGGAGGGGGGGCCUUCCACCAGCAGAGCCACAGAUGGUCCUGACCUGCCCAACGCCGUCGGCUCCCCACCCUCCAGCCCAAACCCGGCCAAGAAGAGCAGCUCCAUCAACUGGUCCUUCCCCGACAAGAUUAAGUCCCCUCGCACCGUUAGGAAGAUCUCCAUGAAGAUGAAGAAGCUUCCGGAGCUUAGCCGGAAACUCAGCGUCAAGGGAACCCCGAGUAGCAGUAGCAGCAACAACGCAGGCACACAGUUAGAGCCCAGAGCCCAUUCUCCCCGAAACAAUGGGAGCGGGCAGGAGGCCGUCCCCCAUUCCUCUGACCCUCCCAGAUUAGCUGCGUCCGGGGGUGGGCAGGCCAGCCGAAACGUCAUCUCACGCUACCACCUGGACAGCAGUGUUUCCACACAGCACAGCUUCAGCAAGAAGAUAAGUAACGGCAGCUCAAAGUCCGCCAGUAAAGGCGGCUACCUCAGUGACGGUGACUCGCCUGAGCUGGUGGCCAAGUCUGGGAAGCACGGCUCUGCAGAGGGGAAGGGAGGGAAAGGCAAGGAGACGGAAGGAGGAGGCGGCGGCGGCUCCAAGCUCAAUGGCACGGACCUGGACAUUGAUGCUUUCCGCCAUUACAGCUUCACAGAGCAGCCCAAGUGCAGCCAGUACAUCUCCGGACUGAUGAGUCUGCACUUUUAUGGCGCUGAGGACCUCAAACCUCCACGCAUUGACUCUCGAGAUGUCUACUGCGCCAUCCAAGUGGACUCAGUUAACAAAGCACGGACCGCCCUGCUCACAUGUCGAACUACCUUCCUAGAUAUGGACCACACCUUCAACAUCGAGCUGGAGAACGCCCAACACCUAAAGCUGGUGGUGUUCAGCUGGGAGCCCACGCCGAGACGCAACCGCGUCUGCUGCCACGGCACGGUGGUUCUGCCCGCGCUCUUCCGGGUGACGCGUUGCCACCAGCUGGCGGUGAAGCUGGAGCCGCGGGGGCUGAUCUACGUCAAGCUGAGCCUGAUGGAGCAGUGGCAGAACUCGCUGGACGGUGGGCUGGACGGAGACAGGGAGCCCCAGGUGUUUGGCGUGGAGGCGUGGCGGGUGGUGGAGAGAGAGAGCACGGGAAUGAUGGUGCCGCUGCUUAUAACCAAGUGCAUCAAUGAGAUUGAAAAGAGAGGCUGCCAGGUGGUGGGUCUCUAUCGUCUGUGCGGGUCUGCGGCCGUGAAGAAGGAGCUGCGGGAGGCGUUCGAGAGAGACAGCUACGCCGUGGAGCUGUGUGAAAACACGUAUCCUGACGUUAACGUCAUCACAGGGGUGCUGAAGGACUACCUGCGGGAGCUGCCCUACCCUCUGAUCACCAAGCACCUGUAUGAGGCAGUGUUGGAGUCCAUGGCCACGAGGCCUCUGCGGAUAGGAGCGGCGGGCUGCGAGAACGACCAGGCCGACUCGGAGCACACCGUCAGCCUGCUGGACAACCUGCCGGAGGUGGAGAGGAUGACACUGCGGCGGCUCCUUGACCACCUGAAGUUGGUCGCGUCCUACCAGGAGGUGAACAAGAUGACGUGUCAGAACCUGGCGGUGUGCUUCGGCCCGGUGCUGCUCAGCCAGCGUCAGGAGGCGUCCUGCCACACCAACCGAGUCUUCAUCGACUCCGAGGAGCUGGCCAGCGCACUGCACUUCAAAAAACACAUCGAAGUCCUGCACUACCUGCUCCAGCUCUGGCCAGUCGUGGACCCAUAUGGCCAGUCCUCCUCUCAGCCCCCUGCAGCCUCUUUGGCUCUGGCCUCAUCUGACCAGCUGUCGGCUCCUCCAUUACGGCGGAGAAAGGAGCGCCCUCAGGUCCUGAACCUCUCUGAAGCGGAGAUGGUGGGCGUUCUGCGGCCCAGACCGGGGCGCCUGGACAGCCCCAGCAACCGCUACGCCGGGGAUUGGAGCGGCUGCGGCGAGAGCUACUUCCCUUCUGAAGUCCUGCUGCCUCCCAGCAAAGAGGAGGCGGACUAUGAUGACGUGCCCUCCGAGGACACAGAGGCAGCUGAGGAGGGGCAGGAGAAGCCCGAGGACGCAGAGGAAGAUGAAGGGCAGAAGGUCACGGCGUCUGAUCCUGCUGAGCCGGACCGACCUCAAACAGAAGAGGUGGUCAAGGAGGAGGAAAAGGAAGAAGAGGAGGAGGAGGAGAAGGAGGUAGAGAGCAAUAGUUCAGGCAAUGGGCAGCCAUUAGAGGACAAGGAGGAGGAGAGGGUGUGCGACCACAUCCUGCCCCCUCGUCUGCCCAAAGAGCACACCUACCAGGCGUACAUGAAGAUCCAGGACAUCAGCCCCGUGCUGAGCAACAGGGUCAACCUGAGAGACCUGCAGGAGAGCAUCGACACUCUGAUCGGAAACCUCGAGAGGGAGCUCAACAAGAACAAGCUCAACGUCGGAUACUGACUCCUACCGCAGGGACACACACACAAACAUCCACUCACACACUCAUAAAGCCUGGUGCGGUUUGGUGAAGACCUUCUUUACCGAUCAAGGUGCUUAAGGAUACAGCCACAGUGUUUCCAUGGAGAUCCUGUGAGGUCACCAUGGCAGCACGGCGUGGUGCUGCUGUCAAAGCUAAAGGAUGAGAUGAGAAGAAAUGUAACGGGGCACUUCUGGCAUUUGUACCUUACCCGUAGACAUUCCGUAAUGUUUUUAUUUUGCUUCUAUUUUGUCGACUGUCUUACUUUAUGUUGUCGGUUUGUUUCGGUCCGGUUCUGUGUUCCAUGUUGUUAUUGUUGCUUCUCUUCUUAUUAGAAGAACCCAUUGACCCCUCAGGGGUUUAAAAGGUGCCUUAAUUGUGUGAAGGUGGUAAGUCAAGAGGAGAAUCCACCCUGAAAUAAAGUGUCUGCCCUCGUGUGAUCUUGAUGAAGCAUAGGCAGCCAACAGGAUGACCUCUAUGAUAUGAAGACGUUAUGAAGACUUGUUUUUACAUUGACAAAGGCUGCGGUACAUACAAAGAGGUAUGAAUCCACCCUGGAUACGAUCACUAUCAGGGGUCUCUACCCAUGCAAGCUUUGAAUCGGUGAUGUCGAUGCCAACAUUUCUGGAGUAAGUUAAUCAAUAUUUAUUCACUUUUUACUACUUUCAUGCCAAAAAAUCCCAGAGUUUCCCCCAAGUGUUUUCUUGGCAGCCUUCUGAAGCAGCACAUCUAUGCAGCAGCAGCAAAAAACCUGGGAUGCAAAAGGCCUCUCGUUUAAGAGUCGGGUUCCCAACAAAAACAUGUGAUUAGGUAAUUAAAUGAAUGAAAAUGUGCAAAGAAAACAAAAGCAUCCUGUCUGCUCUACAAGGCCCUCUGUCACUUUUGGCAGUGGAAGAAACAUGUUCUGAUAUUUUAUUGAACCCCGCUGUUACUGACCAGAACAUUAGUCUCUUAUGCGGAAUGGGAGGACUCUGAGUUACCUAUUUUCCAGCCUGUAAAGUGCUCAGCAAUACUCACCAAGAUCACAGGAGGAGCGUGUGUACAUUCUGUUUGUGGGUGGAUUUCCUUUUUUUUAAGGCAGCAGAGAGCUUUUCUAUUGAGGUAUGAAACACUAAAUGUUGUACAACAAUAAUGCACUUAUGAGGCAGGCAGUAGUGUAGUAGAUGUCUUUAUAGUUCAACAAUAUUGACUGGACUGAAUUGAGGCAGAAACAGCCGCCACUGAAACCUCCUCUCAAAGAUGAAUAAUGGAAGAAUAUGGCUUGAACGGUCAGUUUCUGCAUUGUGUGUUUGCAUGUAAAGACACUGAGCUGCAGGUAUGCAUACACCUGUCACGAUUGGAUACAAAAUAAGAAUAAAAACACUCAACAGAGAGCUGUACAGUAGAGAUGCAUUUGAUCUGAAGCAGGCAACUAUGAACAUGUUUCAUGUGGCAUCAUACUCAGUUUAGGCUUUAAAGAAUUGUGCAACAUUGCAGGAAGUUUGCUCGUUCACUUUCUUGCUGAGAGUGCGAUGAGAAGAUUGAUACCAAUCUCAUGUCUGCAUGAUGAAUAUGAAGUUAGGUUUAGCUUUAGCUUAGCAUAGAGACUGGAAGCAGGGGGAAACAGCUAGCCUGGCACAGUCUGUAGAUAAAAGACCUUAAAAGCUCGCUAAUUAUUACUUAUUAUUAUUAUUAGGUCUUAAUGCUAUACUACGAGUGGAAAGCUGUCUUCUCAUCUACCUCUUGGUUAAAAAAGCAAAUAAGCAAAUUUCUCAAGAUGUCCAAAUAUUCAUUUAAAAACCACCAACCAGUCACCUUUCUGCUUCUCCCAGCCUUUGGCAAAACCGUGAAAAACCUACAAAGCCCAAAUGUGAAGCACAAUUUUCAGAGCAGCAGUGGAGACUGUCAGCGGAGGGCCUCAGUUAGUACGACUUAGCUAGCUGCCUAAAUCGACAAAGGACGUUUUCAGCAAUCCAGGGAUUCAGAAUGAUCAGUAUUUAACCUAUAUGUAUAUGUAUAUAAUUAUAUAAAUGUAUUCGGAGUAUAUUAUUUUUACAGCUUCUAUUUCAAUGGCGUAUUUAAAUACUUCUGAUGACCUCGUAGUGUUGACUUGUAGCAGUAGUUGCUUUUCCUCCCUUCGAGCUACCUGUACACAUCUUAAUGUGCUGGACUAAUGGUACAACUUUAGCUGUAAAAUAUGAGAUAAAAUUGUGCUCUUGCAGAAAAAGUGAUAUUGUUAUUUUUAUUGUAUUGUGUAUAUAUUUGACAUUGUUUUGUGUCUCUGGUGGACUAAGCUGUGUUCAAGAUUUUUGGUGUUUUUUUUUUAAGGUACUGAACGUUGCAUGGUCAAAAGCUUUACUGACAUAAACAAGGCUCUUUCUCAUCUGCCUUUGUGUUUGAUAUUUAUGUGUAAAAAGACUUAUUUUGCGAUGUAUUUGUUUGUUCGUUCACCCCGUUCCUCCAAUAGACAGAUGACUGCAUUGUUCCAGCUUUUCUCCAGAGGACUUACAGGCAGACAGUAUUUUUCACUUGGCUGUUGCUCCACACGCCACCCUCUGCAUGGUGUCUGUCCUUCUGCCCGUCUGUCUGCCCACCCGGCCAACACAAAAAGAACCAGGGCUUCAGUAUAAAAAUGAACAUGAAGCAUCAUUAAAUUUAAAUGCUGAUGUGAAUUUCUGCCUUCAAAUACUUCAAAAAUUGACUGAGAUGUUUUUCUGAGGAGUCCUUCUGAGUGACGCUCCGAGAAAACACACUCUUCAAGCUGUUUUUCCUGUUGGUUGUACUCAUUCAGUGCUCUUCAGACACUCCCGUCUGUUUCAGCACCCUCUCACCUUCUCACCUCUCUGUCUCAGACCACCUGCAUCGUUUGUCGGAUAUCCUCCUGUCUCGUCCUCUUUGUCCUUUGGAGAGAAAGUGUCACUAAACAAAACAGAAAAGUGCUUUGUAUUGAUCCUGAGAAGUGUAUGGUCAUAAUAAAGUAUAUUAUUUUA
Molecule: messenger RNA, 8274 nt
Organism: Chelmon rostratus (copperband butterflyfish)
Lineage: Eukaryota; Metazoa; Chordata; Actinopteri; Chaetodontiformes; Chaetodontidae
Gene: syde2
Product: synapse defective 1, Rho GTPase, homolog 2 (C. elegans)
Exons: 8
Coding region: 160-5289 (1709 amino acids)
Biological process (GO): signal transduction
Source: RefSeq, a predicted model, not a curated record